Messenger RNA from Frankliniella occidentalis (western flower thrips), 1303 nucleotides. It is a transcript of the gene Secp43, whose product is annotated as tRNA selenocysteine 1-associated protein 1. The record is from RefSeq and is a predicted model, not a curated record. Gene Ontology annotation, molecular function: RNA binding. Bases 149 to 1141 code for a protein of 330 amino acids. Lineage: Eukaryota; Metazoa; Arthropoda; Insecta; Thysanoptera; Thripidae. The transcript has 6 exons.
UCGCUUCGCUUCUGCUGAUUGUUGUCGUUACGCGUGCUCAGCGUGCUCAACUAGAAGCCGGCGUUAUAGGGUUUUUUUUCUGAAAAUUGUGUGAAACCGCAAGAAGAAGAUCGUUUUGCUCAAGUCCUAAACGUCGUCAACAGCAACAAUGACGACGCCAACACAAACAGUCCAUUGCCAGUUGUGGAUGGGAGGAUUGGAGCCUUACAUGAAUGAGACCUUUAUUAUGGAGGCCUUCCGACGUAUGGGUGAGCCUGCAACUGGUGUCAUUCACAAGAAAAAUAAGUUCACAGGUGAUCCAGCUGGAUAUUGCUUCGUCCAGUUCCCAACAGAUGAAAUGGCAUUGAAUGCCAUGCACAAAUUAAAUGGAAAAGUGGUUCCUAAUACAAACCCACCAGUUAGAUUCCGCCUCAAUCAUGCUGGCGGUGGAGCAACAAGGCCUAGUCAAGACAAGGAAUACUCAUUGUGGGUCGGAGAUCUUACCCCAGAAGUUGAUGAUUAUACACUAUACAAGGCAUUUGCUGCUCGCUACCCUUCUAUAAGAACUGCAAAAGUGAUUUUGGAUACGAGUGGAUAUAGCAGAGGUUAUGGCUUCGUACGGUUUGCUUCUGAGGAAGAACAAAAGAAUUGUCUGAUUGCUAUGAAUGGAUAUAAAGGCUUGGGUGGGAAGCCACUCAAGAUUAGCAAUGCUGUUGCUAAAACUGCAAAAUUCAAUGCCACUCCUUCACAAGGAACCACUGCUAGUACCACUACCACUACCACCCCUCAGACACCCACCGCAACUACAGCACAGCAUGCUGGUUACACAGGUGUGAGUCAAGAUUAUAGUCAGGGGUACUAUGAUCCAUCAUAUUGGCAGAAUUAUUCAGCAUGGCAGGGGUACUAUGAUCAGACUGCCACUGAUCCUAAUGCAAUGGCAGCUUAUGCCGAUCCAUCAAUGCAAGACCCUUCUCAAGCAGGUGUGGUGCAAGAAGCGCAGGCACCUGUUGAAGAUGAGUUAGAACUUAUUGAACACAACGUGCCUGUAGAUGUUGAGAAAUUGAAUCGAGAAUUGUGUGAACAAGAUUAUAACAUGUGGGAUGCUCUGGAAAGUUCUCGCUGGCUUCCUCUGGAUUCCUUAGGUCUAGAAUGCCCUUCAUGAUAUUGUAUAGUGUGACUGUAUUCAUGCUUGGCCCCUGUGCACAUUGGUGUCAUCACAUUGUUUAUAUUCUUGUAACAUGUCUUGCUGUAAAUUUUAACACUCAACUCCAUGUAUUUUCAAUGCAGGUAGUAAAAUUAAAUCAUAUGAAUUCCAAACUUAAAA